GGCUCUCUGUUAUACCAAAAUGCACUGUCUAGUCAAUGAAUGUAUUCCCAGAGAGGUCUGUGGACAAGUUCGCUGCAGUUGCAGUUGGCAGCACCAAAACAUAGAAAAUUUAUAAAUUUUGUCAAUACAUAGAAUGGAUUCUGCCAAUUUUGACAAUUUAAAGGACUCUAUAAGCUCAGCCACUUUAAGGAGCGAAAAAAUAAUGAAAAUAACUUUAAUGUGCAAAGAACAAUAAUUCAAACUUGAUGUUUUUAAUAAUCAAUGGCUAUCCAAAGUGUAUUUGGCCAGAGCAAACACAGCCUUGAUCCAGGCAGUAAUUUUAAUAACUAUAUAUUAAAAUGCAUAUUUGUGGGACUACUGUUCCUGCUAGAUUCCACCAGCGGAGACUGGCUAAUGGAUUGUGGCAAUUGUCACUGUAAAUGGAACUCUGGCAAGAAGACGGCCGACUGCCGGAAUUUAAGCCUCGGUGGUGUGCCCGAGAAUCUAAGUCCGGAGGUUCAGGUACUGGACUUGUCGCAUAACCGCAUCCUUUACUUGGAGGAGCAUGCAUUUUCCACCAAUCACCUGCAGAAUCUUCACAAGCUCAUCAUACGCAACGGAACGUUGAAGCACAUCAAUAAGCUGAGUUUCAGCCAACUGCAGAUACUAAUUGAGCUUGAUUUGUCGAAUAACUUCCUCACGGACUUACUGCCCAAUGUGUUUGAUGCCUUGUCCAAGGUUCGAGCUAUAUUGCUCAAUGGCAACCUCUUGCAAACCCUUCGCCGGGAUGUCUUCCACAACCUCAAGUACCUACACAAGAUAGAAAUCAUGCACAAUCGCCUUAAAAGCAUAGAUUCCCAGGCGUUUGUGGGCGUUCCGCUUCUAUCCCAGAUCUACUUGGACAAUAAUGAGCUUAAGAUACUCAAAACGGAGAGUUUUCGGAGCUUAAAUAAGCUCAAUACCUUGUCGUUGGUGGAGAAUCCAUGGAAUUGCACUUGUGACCUCCAAUUGUUCCGUAACUUUGUUAUAAACAUGAAUCUGUAUACGCCACCCACCGCGUGUCAUUAUCCACUGCAGCUGCGUGGAAUGCUGUGGAUCGAGGAUCAGCCAGAGGCCUUUGCCUGCAAGCCAAAGAUCGUGUAUCCCGGUCUGGGUACCUCCAUCAACACAUCCAAGGCAAAUGUGACGCUUAUAUGUCGGGUGCUCGGAACUCCCAACACAGUCAUUGCAUGGGACUUCAAUAAGCAACUUUACGAAUCUCACUCGAUGUCGGCGAAAAGUCUUCGACAGCAAAGGAUUCAUAUUGAAAUAUUGCGGGAGCAAAAGGCGAAGGAUCAGCAAUUUGGCCACGAUAUCUUUGUGUCACGUCUCACAAUCCUGGAUGCCAAGAAGAGUGAUGAGGGAGUCUAUACAUGUUUGGCUGAGAAUCCCGGAGGUAAAGAUGCUGCUCAUAUAAACCUCGUAGUCCAAAAGACACCACAGCGGAGCUCCCUUCUCAGCACUGAUCUCUUUGCCAUCAUAAGCCUUAUAGCUCUUGGGUUCCUGAGCAUCUCGAUCCUCCUGUCCAUGAUAACCUACUUCACAUACAAGCGCUUCAAAAAACUUCAUGAUAAUGGACAUCACACGCACUUGCCACCACCCAUAGGUGUUGCUCUGCAGCCACAUUCCGGCGAUGGAGCUGGAGGCGGAGUCAGUGCCGUAAGCGUGGGAGUUGUCCAGGAUAGAAAGGUUAUGUUGGAUCCAUCGAACUCCACUGAUCCUGCAAAGGGUAAAAAUUAUAUUUUAUUUAAAUCAACAAAUGGAAUUGUCACCGAAUUAAACCUUGAUGCUCGAAGUAACUAUGAGGGCGUGCUAUUAAAUAGCAAUUAUUUGGAAUAUCUUGGUAAUCAGGUCGGUGGUAGCAGGCCAAGUCCUAGUCUCUCCAAGGAUCAAGAAUGCGGUGCCACUCUCAAUAGCAAUGAGGGCAAACUUAAUGAUAAGCUCCAUCCCAGAUCCCCAGCUAUUUGUUUUAAUACCAAUAAUGCACCAACUCUGCCUUCUACCAGCAGCACCAAGAUUAAAAGAGAAAUCAAAGAAUUCCAACCAGACUUGCUGCCCUCAAAUGAAUCGUCUGUUUUGAUGGCCAAUAAAAGUGAUGAAGAUCCAAAGCAAUCUAUGGAUAAUCCUCGUCGCAAGUACAAUAGCAAUGUGCAAAAGUACCUAAGGGAGAAGUACGGCAGUGCUCGACUGACGGCUGUAAGCAAAGUAAGAAAGGACAACGGAAAUAGACAGGAACCGCAGGAAACUUCCAACACUUCGAUAUAGUCUGUACCUGGAUUCAGCCCUUUCGAAAACGAAUCAAAAGAAUCAUCCCACUCCUUGAAAUAUACCAGAUGUAGAUAGAUAUGGAAC
Molecule: messenger RNA, 2370 nt
Organism: Drosophila serrata
Lineage: Eukaryota; Metazoa; Arthropoda; Insecta; Diptera; Drosophilidae
Gene: kek4
Product: kekkon 4
Molecular function (GO): protein binding
Source: RefSeq, a predicted model, not a curated record